AUGCCUUCAACUAUCCGGGCAAAGCAUCUGGUGCCAGGUGACAAGAUAGCAUUUAUCUCACCCUCGGAGCGGAUCAACAGUUCACUCCCUGCCGUCAUAGACCGAGCUACGACUGUUCUCACAAAUAAGGGCUAUAAGGUCGAAACUUUCUUUGGUGAAGACAAAGGCAUUCAGUCCUGCAUCAGCAAUCGUCUGUCAGAAAUCCGCGCGGCUUUCUCAGACCCUAGCAUCUCUGCCAUUAUCACCACUAUCGGUGGCACAACCUUCACGGAACUUCUUCCGGCCCUAAUCGCCGAUAAAGAGCUUCAUGAGAUCAUUCGCGCCAAUCCCAAAAUUGUGGUUGGCUAUUCCGAUAUUACGGGACUGCACUGGUUCUUGCAUGCCUUGACCGGUUUAAGGACUUUCUACGGACCGGGUGCUGUUCCCGAGAUCGGUGAGCCGAACGACAUUAACGAUAAGGACACACCACUGUCCUUUUGCGUUGAUAACUUGUUGCGCGCUAUUGCAUCUCCUGAGCCGCUGGGCCAGAUUCCCCGAUCCAACUACUACGCUCCAAGAGGAGCGCCCUUCUUCGCCGACCCCGAAUCCACAGAGCCACCUCAAGUCGUCAAGACGAGCGAGUGGCAGUGGCUAAGGCACGGCAAGGCCCAGGGUCGUUUGUUCGGCGGCUGUCUCACAGUUGCAGCGCGCUUAGUCGGUAUCUCGCCUAUCGUUCCCGACUGGCGAGGCCGAAUCGUCUUCCUUGAGACAGCUACAAACGAGGAUGGCAGCGGCGGAAAUCCUCCUCACCGCGUACAGGCGGCGUUUGCAGACUUGAUAGCCCACGGGAUCUUUGAAGAGGCAGCAGGACUUGUUGUGGGCCGACCCUACGGGUAUGACUCCGAGGAGGAUAGGGAGGUUUAUGCAGGUAUAAUCAAGGGCCUUUUCUGCGAGGGACGUCUCGCAGAGAAGAACUUCCCAAUUCUGUUUAAUGUGGAUAUUGGGCAUACCGUGCCGAUGGUAACACUGCCUUACGAUGCUUUGGCUGAGCUUGAUUCUGAGACGGGUACUUUUGCUGUGUUGGAAUCUGGGGUUGAGUAG
Messenger RNA from Fusarium sp. VM40, 1080 nucleotides. The record is from the annotation of a GenBank genome assembly. Lineage: Eukaryota; Fungi; Ascomycota; Sordariomycetes; Hypocreales; Nectriaceae.